AUGCCGUGUCGCACCACUGGGCAUUCUGACCGACCCUCUGGACGUCACACAAAGGCAAGCCUUAACAUCUGCUCCCUAAAUCUAAAUGGGAGAGGCGGCCCUGUCGGCCCUCAGAAUUGCAAGUGGAACGAGAUCAACCAACUUGUUCGGGAGGACCGAAUCGGUCUCCUAUGCUUACAAGAAACUCACUUGAGCGCUGACGACUCAGACACCGUCAAAAAGCUAUAUGGCAGGUGCCUAGCCAUAUGGAACUCACCUUCAACAACGGCGUCGUCACAGCAAGGUGUUGCCAUUGUUCUCAACCGCGAACUCGUUGAUACAGCUAACGUACACUUCCAAGUACUAGUCCCUGGUAGAGCUGCCCUACUCCGACUCCACUGGCAUGCCGAGAAACGCCUCACCGUUCUAAAUGUAUAUGCCCCCAAUGCCCCCCGUGAUAACGCUGCCUUCUGGCAACUCCUCCUCAGCAUGGCAGAGAGAGGCAAAUACCAAACUCCAGACAUCCUCGCGGGCGACUUCAACAUCGUUGAGGAAGCCAUUGACCGACUACCAGCAAAGGAGGAUAAUAUCGCCGCCGUCACCAGCUUCCGUGACCUACUACGUCGCUUCCGCCUACAUGAUGGCUGGCGCACGUCUGAGCCCACCCGUAAGGAAUAUACGUUUCCUCAGCGAGGCAGUUUAUCCUGCUCACGUCUAGACCGGAUCUAUGCCUCCAUGAACCUGAUCAAUUCCUCCCACACCUGGACGAUACGGGCCACAAGUGUACAUACCGAUCACAAACUUGUCAGCGCUGCCCUUACCACCCCAAACUCGCCUUUCAUAGGGCGCGGCCGGUGGACGAUGCCACUGCACCUCCUGUCCGACGUCCAGUUCAUGCAAGAUGCGUCCGCCCUUGGAAAGACCGCGAUGGAUCGAAUGAAGACGCUUACAGACGAUACGACACGCACCCCGGGAUACUCAAUACAACACAUACAUGCUGCCUUUAAACGUGACAUACAGACCCUAGCACGGCAACGUCUCCGAGUGAAAACUCCAAAACUGGCCGCUGAGAUUAAACGCCUG
This is a messenger RNA of Fomitopsis serialis, 1062 nucleotides long. RefSeq names its product Endonuclease/exonuclease/phosphatase. The annotation marks the transcript as partial. Gene Ontology annotation, biological process: base-excision repair. The transcript has a single exon. Gene Ontology annotation, cellular component: nucleus. The record is from RefSeq and is a predicted model, not a curated record. Lineage: Eukaryota; Fungi; Basidiomycota; Agaricomycetes; Polyporales; Fomitopsidaceae. Gene Ontology annotation, molecular function: double-stranded DNA 3'-5' DNA exonuclease activity; phosphoric diester hydrolase activity; DNA-(apurinic or apyrimidinic site) endonuclease activity.